Phialemonium atrogriseum is the source of this 3062-nucleotide messenger RNA. RefSeq lists its product as uncharacterized. The record is from RefSeq and is a predicted model, not a curated record. Gene Ontology annotation, biological process: proteolysis. NCBI's taxonomy places the organism in Eukaryota, Fungi, Ascomycota, Sordariomycetes, Cephalothecales, Cephalothecaceae. Gene Ontology annotation, molecular function: cysteine-type peptidase activity. The coding region runs from base 182 to 2755 and encodes 857 amino acids. The transcript has 3 exons.
UCUUUCUUCCUUUUCCACACCAAAACCACACCCUCUGCACCCUCUCAAUCAAUCAUCUCCGCCAUCGCGCGCCUUUUUCCACAUCUCCCACCCUCUCUCGAGCGCCUUUCCUCUCGCGCGCGUUCAAUCCUCCUCACGCAACCACCCCGCACCUCCUCCGUCAAUCGACACGGCAGCAUCAAUGAACGCCGGCGCGGAGGCCAGCGCGACUCCCUCGGCCCCCGGCGGCGGCGACAUCUCCCAGCUCACGUCGACCGAGAAGCGCAUCCUAGUCUACAAGGAACAAACCCUCAAAGCCUGGCCCGACAGCGCCGCCGAGUUCGAAUCCUUCUUCGAAGGCGCCACUGCGCGCGACUUCUUCCGCGAGCUCAGCCAUCUGAGCAAGAUUUGCCCUUCAUGGCAACGGGCCAAGGGUCUCCUGCUCCAGGCCCGUGACGAGCGACGAGGCGGCCGCCUGCCCUCCCUUGGCCCCGGCGGUAAGGACAAGCCGUGGGUCCAGAGCGAUACGAGGCGCGCGAUUGAGAAGGUUGCUGCGGAGGAUCUCGAGGGCACGAUGCCGCCGCCGCCACACACACCCGCCCAAGGCGCUCCAAGAGCAGCCUCCUCGGCCCAGCUCUCACCGCGCACGCGAGUCAUUGCCCGUGUGCAGCGAGAGGGGAGAGGCACCGCAGCUACAGUCGCCAAUCCAGGCACCCCGGAAGCUGCCGCCACGCCUGCCACUACAACUACGCCCGCUGCCACCUCCGCCUCUAUCCAGACCACUCCAGCCAUGUCGCCUGGCAAACUGCAAUCUUCGACGCCGGCCCCCGCGCCGCCCAAACCUCCAGUGCCCUCCACGAAGCCCCACGCUCCCCAGACCAGCGACAAUACGAACGGCGUGGCAGGGCCAUCGAACUCCCAGGGCCAGGCCCGGAACGCGACCACAACACCCAGCAGGAAAGGGAAGAUAGCCGUGGUUAUUCCGCAGAAGCGGCGUCACGAGGCCACCGGCGAGACCCGCGAGCAUGAGCACGAGGACACAGCCGACGGCGAUCAGGAUCCGCCUGCCAAGAAACAUCGUGCCACCGAGAAUCCGGAGAAUGGCCUCGUGGAGGAUCAAGAUGAACACAUGGAGGAUGUGGUCGAGGUGGUCGAGUUGGACAAGGGUCCUGAGAUUGAGGAGAUGGACGAGGACCACGAGUCCGAGGCGGAGGAGGGACACAAGCCUCACGAGGACAAGAGCGCGUCGGUCAAUACACACAAUACCGGCGAGCAAGGCUUUUCCGCCCACGGCAACUCCGCCGCUAGUGAUGCGAGCAAGAAUGACGCCGGCGAGGAAACUGCUUCCUCUACCGAUGGCUCUGCACCCAAUACUCCCUCGCCAGCCCCGCGGAAUCCCGCCCCUGUCGCCGGCAACGAGAAGAAGAAGGAUGCCGAGGGCGCGACAACUGCUUCCCACGGGGCCAAGCCCAAGCCGGCCGAGACCGACUCCGAGACUGCUGGUGACCGCCUCGAGCCCGGCGGGUGGCUCGACGACAACAUCAUCCACAAGUGCCUCCAGACUGUGGCGGCGUCUCAGCCUCUCUUCUACAACGCCGUCGACCCGCUGCUGGUGCGGAAUGGGCGGGCCCCGGACUGGCAUCGGCUGCACCAGCUUGCAGACCCAAGCAUCACCCUGCUGGUCCCCCUCCACAUCAACAAGUCGCACUGGUCCCUCGCGACCGUCGCAGUCAAGGCCGAAACGCCGGGCAUAGCCGUCGACCUGUACGAGCCGCUCGCCUCCGCCGCGUCCAACAAGGACGCCGAGCAGGCCGCGCGCAAGUUCGUCGACGACCUGGUCGGGUCCGCGCCCUACAACACCAUGUGGGCCAAAGCCAGACGCGGCACCUACGGUCUUCGCUCGACGUUUGGCGACGGCACCGGCGAGGACGACGACGACGGCGCCCCGAUCCUCGCCUACGACCAGGACGACAACCAGGUCUGCAGCUUCACCUUCCAGCGCUGCCCCAAGCAGACCAACGCCUCUGACUGCGGCGUCGCCAUCCUCGCAUACGCCUUCUACAUCGCCGCCGCCAUCCCCAUGCCAGCCACGCUAGACUUCGACCUCUGGCGCGACCUCGUCGGGCUACUCUACCACCUCCGCCGCCCCUCCCCCACCAGCAACCACCCCGCCGUCCCCAGCCCCAUGCGCGAGCUCCGCUUCGUCCGAGCUCUAACCACCAACUCCUCCCCCCGGACCAGCCAGACCCUCCUCCCCACCCCCGGCACCGCCUCCGACGAAACCUGGCUCCACACCCUAGGCUCCCUGCUCCGCCACCACGCCCACACGCGCGCCCACCUCGCCGCGCAAGCCGCGCCGCUGACGCGCGCCGCCGCGUCGCUGGCGCAGGCGGCGACGGUCUUCGCGGCCGUGGACGAGGCGCGGCGGCGGACCUACGCGGUCCCUGCCACGCCCGGCGGAGAAGAGGUGUUUCGCGAGACGCAGGCCGAGCAGCUCGAGGGGAAGUUGCGGGCCAUACAGGACCUGGCGCAGUCGGCUAGGGAGCAGGGGGCGUAUGGGAAUGUCACGGCUGGGCUGGCGCAGGGGAGCAGGGAUCUGGCUGCGCGGGUUGGGGCUGCUAAGCAGGCGAGGGUGGAUGUUAGGGCGGUGCUUGAUGUGCUGGAUGUGAAUAUUGCUGUGGUGGAGGAUUUGAAGGUUAGGAUUAGGGCGAGGAUUGAGGCUUUGGACAAGCCUGUUGUUGAGGCCGGGUAUGCGCCUCGGCAUAUUGUGUUGUGAUCUGCCUUGUCUUUUUUUUUUGUACUCUUCCCCUUCUUCUUUCGCCGUUGUUGUUUUCCCCCUGGUUUUUGUUGUGGUCCUGGAGCUGGUGUUGUUUGCUUCCGGCACUUUAAAGCCCAGGGCUCGACAUGUGUUUCCCUCGCUUCCCCUUGUGCUACUUUCCCAUUCAUCCUCCGGGACGAUCCCUUGUCGGUCUCCUACAUUUGUAGAUGCAUUAAUCUUGCCCUUCGCGGGGCGCUGAGCUCGAUACCCUCGAUACCCCCAAUGUACUGUACCAUCAUGUAACAACUAAAGGAAAAUAAAAGAG